Lucilia cuprina (Australian sheep blowfly) is the source of this 3785-nucleotide messenger RNA. It is a transcript of the gene Oseg1, whose product is annotated as intraflagellar transport protein 122 homolog. The record is from RefSeq and is a predicted model, not a curated record. The transcript has 13 exons. Gene Ontology annotation, biological process: intraciliary retrograde transport; non-motile cilium assembly; protein localization to cilium. Bases 185 to 3700 code for a protein of 1171 amino acids. Gene Ontology annotation, molecular function: protein binding. Gene Ontology annotation, cellular component: intraciliary transport particle A; non-motile cilium. NCBI's taxonomy places the organism in Eukaryota, Metazoa, Arthropoda, Insecta, Diptera, Calliphoridae.
CCAUUAACAACAACAAUUGUGGUAAAUGUAAACAAACAAAAAACUGGACAAAAGAAAACUGGACAUCGGAAAACCGGAUAGAAUUGUACUUUCUGAUGGAAUUGCUCUAGUUUCUAAAGAAAAAGAUGGAAAAAUAAAAUAUUAAUAUUUUCAAUUAUUUAUUUGAUAAUUCAACGCUCAAAAAAUGAGAGCUAUAUUAAAAUGGAUUGAUAAAGUUGAAUUUCCAAAUACGAAAGAUGAAGAUAUCAGUAUCCAUUGUGCAUGCUACAAUCCUGAUGGUACGCAGUUAAUUGUGGCUGCUCGUGAGCGUGUUUUAGUGUAUGAUCCAAAAGAUGGUACUCUAUUGAACACGUUAAAAGCCCACAAAUAUGUCGUUAAUUGUGUUGCUUAUGCCAGAGAUGGCAAAAAAUUUGCUAGUGGAGCCGCAGACAAAACAGUAAUUGUUUGGUCACCACAACUGGAGGGUUUAUUAAAAUACUCUCAUGGAGACUCUGUGCAGUGCAUGAGUUUUAAUCCAAUUUCACAUCAUUUGGCCUCAUGUUCUACAUCGGAUUUCGCCUUUUGGUCAUCGGAUCAAAAAGCUGUUCAAAAGUACAAAAUACAUUCCCGUGUCAAUGCUUGUUGUUGGACUAACGAUGGUCAAUAUCUUAUUUUGGGUUUGGCAAAUGGUUCUAUUACUAUACGUAAUAAAAGUGGAGAAGAAAAAGGUCGAAUUGAUCGCCCUGGUGGUGCAUCUAGCGCUAUUUAUGGCGUACAAUGCUGUCCCGCAACAGCAGAGCCCAAUAUCGACACUAUAGCUGUAACCGAUUGGAGUCAAAAUUUAUCAUUCCAUACCCUAGGCGGUCAAAUGAUUGGCAAGGAGAGAUCUUUAGGUUUCGAUCCUUUAUGCUUGUCCUACCUCCCAAAUGGCGAAUAUUGUUUGGUAUCUGGCUGUACUGGUAAUGUUCAUUGCUUUACACGCGAAGGCGUUCGUUUAGGUAUUUUAGGUGAUACUGUUGAUACUUCGUGGAUUUGGUCGGUGGCCGUACAUCCUAGCGGGCAAUCCUAUACAAUCGGUUGCCAAAAUGGAACCUUAUCCACCUACAAUAUUGCCCUGACCACAGUGCAUGCCUUGUACCGUGAACGUUAUGCAUUCCGGGAGCAUAUGUGUGAUGUUAUUAUUCAACACUUGAUAUCAGGUCAGAAAGUCCGCAUUAAAUGUCGUGAUCUAGUACAAAAGAUUGCUAUAUAUCGACAAAAGUUGGCAGUUCAGUUGCCAGAGCGAGUAGUUUUGUAUGAAUUGAAUUCUGUUGAAGACCAACCAAUGCAUUACAAGGUAAAGGAAAAAAUUCAAAAGAAAUUCGAUUGCAGUUUAUUGGUAGUAUGUGCCUGUCACAUUGUACUGUGUCAAGAUCAAAGAUUGCAGUGUCUGGAUUUUAAUGGUGUCUUGCAGAGGGAAUGGUUAAUGGAUUCAUUUAUACGAUACAUUAAAGUUAUAGGGGGGCCAGCUGGUCGAGAAGGUUUAAUGGUAGGAUUAAAAAAUGGCAAGGUUUAUCGCAUCUUUCUUGAUAAUGCGUUACCUUUGUUGAUAACUUCGGCUGUAUCGGCGGUUCGUUGUUUAGACGUCAACGCAAAUCGCACUAAAAUUGCAGUGGUUGAUGAUGGUGGUCGUUUAGUGGUCAGAGACAUUUAUAACGAUACUCUCCUGCACCAAGACACAGGAGUAAAUUCAGUAACAUGGAAUACUCAUUUGGAUUCAAUGUUGUGUUACACUCACACCACAGGAGGUCUUUCGGUUAGAGUAGGCAAUUUGCCACCUAGAGCUCCGCAACAAAUGAUAGGUGUUGUUGUGGGCUUAUGUGGAGCUACAGCAUUCUGCUUAAGGGGAAAUGUUAUGCACAAUGUUCCAUUGGCUCUGGGAGCAACAAUGUGGCAAUUUAUAGAAGCUGGCUUAUUUGAGGAAGCAUUUCAAGUGGCCUGCUUGGGAGUAACUAAUGCUGAUUGGGAGGGUUUAGCUAAAUCAGCUUUGGAAGCCUUACAUCUUAAUAUUGCCCGUGAUGCUUACGUUAAAAUACGAAAUUUACCUUGGCUUCAACUUAUUGGAGAUUUAAUGGAGAAACAAAAACGAGGCCAAGUUCCCAAAGAGGUUUUACAAGCUGAAAUUUGUGCCUAUUCGGGUAAACAUAAGGAAGCUGCAAGAUUUUUCGAAAAAUGUUCCCUCAGUAUAAAGGCUUUGGAAAUGUAUACAGAUUUGAGAAUGUUUGAUUUGGCGCAAGAGUUCAUUAGAGAUGGUAGUGCAGAAGAAAAGAAAAAUCUUGUUCGUAAAAGAGCCGAAUGGGCUUAUUCCGUAAAGGAGCCCCGAGCUGCAGCAGAACUAUUGUUAAGUGUAGGCGAACAUCAAAAGGCCAUCGAAAUUGUAUCCGAACAAGGAUGGGCCGAUGUUCUCUAUGACAUUGGUAGACGAUUAAGUCAAAGCGAAAAAGAGUCUUUGGAAUUGGUGGCCUUUAAUUUGAAACGAUUAAAAGCAUUACCCCUAGCGGCAGAAGUAUUUAAAAAACUAGGUAAUGAGGCCGAAGUAGUACAAUUACAUGUAGAAGCUCAUGAUUGGGCAGAAGCAUUUCGUUUGGCUGCCGAUAUGCCAGAUAUUCUACCUCAAGUACACUAUCAACAUGCACAAUGGCUGGCGGAAAAUGAUCAAUUUAUAGAAGCUCAUGAAGCUUACUUAAAGGCAGGACGAAUUAAAGACGCUAAUCGUUUGUUAAAACAAUUAAGCAAUUCGGCUAUAGAAGAGGAGCGUUUCUUAGAUGCUAGUUAUUUUUAUUGGCUGCUUUCUAAGCAAUACUUGGAUAUUUAUUAUGACAAAGAAGUACAAAAUCCCAUUGAUUUUCAUUUGAAGGAAUAUCAUUCUCAUUUGCGAGUAGCAAAAAUCUAUUACGCUUACAGUGUAAUAUAUAACUAUAUGAAGGAACCCUUUACAACAUACUCACCAGUAAGUCUUUUUAAUGUUUCAAGAUUUAUUCUAAAUGAGGUAGAAUAUAAAGGUGCGCCAAAAGGAGUAAGCAUGUUUGCUGUUCUGUUUACCUUGGCUAAGCAGGCCAAAUUUCUACAAGCCAACAAAUUGUGUUUGGUGGUCAAUAAGCGUUUACAAUCCCUUAAGCCUCCCUCUGGAGUUCAGGAACAAAUUGAUAUAAAUUAUUUAAACAGUAAAGCAUGUAAAAGUGGUUUUAAUGAUCCUGAAGAGUUAUUGCCUCUAUGCUAUAAGUGUUCGAAUUAUAGCCAACAUUUAAAUGGAAAUUCCUGUCCUACUUGUCGUCAGGAUUAUAUAUUUUCAUUUAUAUCAUUCGAAAUAUUACCAUUAGUAGAAUUUUACCCGGAAAUGGACAUUACUGAUAACGAAGCUGAACAUUUACUCUUAGCUCCACCCAAAACCAAUGAAGAUCAAGAUCCAUUUAAUGAGGAUACGGCGAGUGCCUUACCAUUAAGUUUAGAUCGCAGUGCCUUACGUUCUAUAGAUCCAAAUCAUGUAUUAAUUUUAAAACGUCGUUCUAAAGCAAAUAGUAAAUUUAUAUUUUAUCGCAAUAUUUUGCCAGACUUACAAGUUACAUAUUGUCCUGAAUGUUUGCUGGUCUUUUAUGCCGAGGAUUUCGAGUUGCAAGUUUUACAAAAGGGCUUUUGUCCAUUUUGUCGCACAGCCGCGGAAAAACUAUUUGAAGAUUAUUAAAUUUUUAGCUUAAAUAUAUUUAUUGUUUAUAUAAAUUUAUAUUUAUAAAUAAAUUUGUACUAUUUAAGACCAAGUUUCCUCUUGA